AAAACAAACUGCGCACCGUCGUGUUAUCGUCGUUGUUGCACGAUUUUCACGUGUUUUCAUUCGGUUUAUCGCAAAGUUCUUCGAUUUAUUUUAUCGUUCGUUAGUUUGAAAAGCGUUAAAAAUGAGUGAGUUUAUUGAAAAACGUCGCGAGUUAUCCAUCCAGGAGUAUGAGUUCAUGAAGCACCUGAAACUCCUCACGGACGACGAAAUUCAUGGAAUAAAAAUGAAGCGCUUUCAGCACGAGCACAAAGUGGAACGCAGAGCCAAGGAGCUGCCGGAUUUCAUCAACUACAUCGUUUACGAGAACAAUGUGCUGGAACUGUUGGCCGAACGGCGCAAGAAGCUCCGGGUUUUCAGCGGAAGGCACAACCUGGAAAGUUGCAUCUUCAACCGGAUCAGAACACUGUAUAAGAGAGCUAUGGAUCGGUUCCCGGCCGAGUAUCGUCUGUGGACCCACUAUCUGAGGCACUGCGAGAAGCACAAGCUGGAAACGGAGGGAUCCCGGACGUUGGACAAAAUGCUGAACUACCAUGGAGAUAAGCCGAAGGCGUGGAUUACCGCGGCAAACUGGGAGUACAAACAGAUGAACAGUAUGGACAGGGCAAAGCAUUUUAUGUUCCGGGGUCUGCAGCGGCAUCCGGAAUGUAGAGAGCUCUACUUGAACUUCAUCCAGCUGCAAUUGCAGGAGGUUGACAAAAUUUUGGAAUCGACAGGGGAGGAAGAUCUCGCAACGCUGAUGGAAAAAGACGACUCUCCGCUGAAGCGAACCCUGGAGUGCCUGACGCUUGUGUAUGACCACUAUAAGGCCAAGGACCAGGAUCUGGAAUUUUUCGUUGAGGUUUUGGACAGCUUGAAGCAAAACGACGCGACGAAGAGUUUCGGGUUGACUGUUUUGGAGGACAUGAAAUGUGUGUUUGCCCAGAAGGAACUCAUGUGGCACACUUUGGCCAUGUUGGCACUGCGCGGAUCACAUUUGGUUAAGGCAUCGAGCACAGAAGAAAUGAAAUCCGAGAAUUCCUACAGAGAAAAUCUUGAAGCUUGUGUUCGAGUGUACGAAACCGCGGUAGAAGCACUUCCCACCAAAGCAAUGUGGUCUUACUACAUCGACAAUAUGCUGAAAGUUAACGAAGAUAUGUCGUCUCAUCAGAAACUUCGACGAAAAGUUCUGGGAGUUGCCUUCAAAAACGCUUUCGAAACUGGCUAUCUUCACGAAGAUAAAUACGUUCAGUACCUGAAGCUGUUAAUCCACACCGAUAAACCGCAGGAUGCGUUCAUAAAUGAUGUCUUGAGUAAGGCUCUGGAAGCAUAUCCGGGUUCCGUCAAGCUUUGGGAACUACGACUUGUCUAUCUGGCUCGUAAGCAAGAUUCUUUACAAGAAUUUGAAACCGUAUUUAAACAAUCUUUGGCCAAAUGCAGUGAGGACGUAUUGCCGCUUUGGAUUGCGCGUUUUCAAUAUUAUCACACGCAUGCGGAUCUAUCCGACCGAAUGGAGCAUAUCUUCAAAGAAGCCAUCCAUCAACCCCCAGUCAUUUCCAAGCAUUUCCAACCACUCUACUUGGACUAUCUGACAAUAACGGAAGACAUCAAUGUCGCUCGUAAGCAAUAUCGCCAAAUGCAACGAGAUUGCUGUCCGUGUCUGGAGCUUCACAGCAAAAUGUCCCAGCUGGAGUCCAUACAAGCACAAUCGAACACUGACCAAUGGCGAUUGUGUCACGAAAACGCCACGCAAUACUUUGGCGCGACAAACCCUUCCGCUUGGAUCGAUUACAUCCGGUUCGAAAAGGAGAUGGGCAAUCCCAAGAACAUGCCUAUCGUUUUUGAACGAGCGAAAUCACGCCUGGAUGCCGAUUUGGUUGCAGAAUUUAUCACUCAAUACGAACUGCUGAGGAACCCGCUAGUUUAGAACCUCACAAUUUCAACGUUUAUCUAAUAAAGUUUAUUUCACAAAAAAUAUAA
This is a messenger RNA of Aedes aegypti (yellow fever mosquito), 1956 nucleotides long. RefSeq names its product U3 small nucleolar RNA-associated protein 6 homolog. Gene Ontology annotation, cellular component: small-subunit processome; Pwp2p-containing subcomplex of 90S preribosome. Gene Ontology annotation, molecular function: snoRNA binding; protein binding. NCBI's taxonomy places the organism in Eukaryota, Metazoa, Arthropoda, Insecta, Diptera, Culicidae. Gene Ontology annotation, biological process: maturation of SSU-rRNA from tricistronic rRNA transcript (SSU-rRNA, 5.8S rRNA, LSU-rRNA). The coding region runs from base 122 to 1903 and encodes 593 amino acids. The transcript is spliced from 2 exons. The record is from RefSeq and is a predicted model, not a curated record.